Molecule: messenger RNA, 837 nt
Organism: Amorphotheca resinae ATCC 22711
Lineage: Eukaryota; Fungi; Ascomycota; Leotiomycetes; Helotiales; Amorphothecaceae
Exons: 4
Coding region: 1-837 (278 amino acids)
Cellular component (GO): nucleus; 90S preribosome
Source: RefSeq, a predicted model, not a curated record
AUGUCAAUUGAAGAUAAUCUGCAGGAGCCUCUUCUAGAGCGCUUAAGUGCCUCCCCCGAACCAGAGGAUCCUAUCAAGACCCAGAGCUCCGCAAAGAAGAGGAAGCGCGGACCGGAACAAGAUCAGAGUUCUAGGAAAACUGCAAAGAAAUCGAAGACAAAGAAGGCCAAUGCAGUAGAUGAGGAUGAAUUGGAUAUUGAAUUGGGUAUCAAUACCGCAUUUUCGCACAUGGACAACCAACUUUUGGCCGACUAUGUUGCUCAGCGGACGAGGAAAUAUGAGAGUGAUUUAAGUCUGGUUGAAUUAGAAGAUAAAUAUAUCUCAGCUACUGCGAUUCGAGACACUACUUCGUUUGACAAACCUCGUACUUUAGACAAUUUGCCAGCCUUUCUCGAGAAAUUCUCCGGCAAUACGACAAAGCUGUGGUCAGCAUCCAAGAAGAAUGGGGCGCCUCACACUAUCAUCGUAGCAAUGGCUGGGAUAAGGGCAGCGGAUCUGGCGAGGGUUGUUCGAAAAUUCCAUACGAAGGAUGCCAAAGUGGCCAAACUUUUCGGAAAACACAUCAAAAUGCAGGAUGCCAUUAAAUUCUUGAAAUCGACGAGAACGGGAAUUGCUGUGGGCACACCAGCCAGGAUAAAAGACCUACUAGAUGAUGGCGCACUUGCUACAGACAGAUUAGAAAGAAUAGUCAUUGACUGUUCGUAUAUUGAUCAGAAGAAGAAGGGCAUUUUGGAAACGAAAGAAACACAGAUCGCUUUGAUACAACUUCUAGGGGAAAAGCAGCUCAGAGAGAGAUACAACUCUGACUCUGGAAGCAUAGACCUACUUUUCUACUGA